Molecule: messenger RNA, 3081 nt
Organism: Pestalotiopsis fici W106-1
Lineage: Eukaryota; Fungi; Ascomycota; Sordariomycetes; Amphisphaeriales; Sporocadaceae
Exons: 1
Coding region: 1-3081 (1026 amino acids)
Source: RefSeq, a predicted model, not a curated record
AUGACCGCACUGGACGAGUUGGGAUCUUUGGGACCCCUAGCGGUGGAGGGCCUCCCCGGCAGCAAUUUACAGGCUGCAACUUCAACGUCGGUUCACGGGCCAAGCGUGACAGGAGAGCGGAGCAGGAGCUUCGACGUUAGGGAGUUUGGGCUCUACGCUUCCACAACCAAGUCCGGCCCCAAUGCCUCUAGCCGUUCUAAUUCCAGUCUCAAGUCGAAGCCCGGCGCCCCGUACUCAUCAACAAGGUCGAGGUCAACCACACACCCGAGACUAGCACCCGUAGUCACAAAAACAAGAACGAACACCUCAUCAUCAUCAACAACAACAACCACCACGAGGACGACAACGAGAAGAUCCCCGCCGUUGUCGGCACCAAUCACACCUAGACAUCAAGUCGCUGCUGCACCAGUCGCUCAUUACUACGAUCCUUUCUAUUCUCCCGACGAGACCGAUUGGCACGCCUAUCCUACAAACCACGACGGCUCACUUCACCACCACCACUUCUCUCGCUUUUCCAGCAGCACCAACGACACCACGUCCACAACAGACUACUACACGGACUCGCCGACCCCAUCGCCGCCCAGGUCACCUACGGCACCCAUCUCCCCGCGAUGGGAUUCUCUCUCCUACAAUUCUGCCGCCAUCUGUAGCCAUUCCCACCAUGCACAUACUCCCGUAAUUGCAUCAACACUAGCCAGCAGCCCUCCCGUUCCCACGACGCCAACGCGAAAGCACUUCAACAUUGCUGUUGCUUCCUUGGCCACGGAACUGAGCGACGACUCUCCCCGGCCGGUGCCAGUGCUUAGUCCCGUUAGGAGAGCAAACAUGAUGGCUGCCCACGAGAGCCGCCCAGUCGGCGCAGACGGCCUGCCCGUCGGGAAUUUUUCACGUCCUCGACCUCCCAGUAUCAAACAUACUUCGCCAGAUUCCGUUCGUAUGCGCUCCGGAACUUCCAACACUUCACAGGCCGACUCAUCAUACCUCGAUCAGCUGGGACAACCGAACCAGUACCUGAGGGCGCGUGACCGAGGCCAAUCCAUAUCCUCUAAUCAAUCUGCCUCGACCUUUGUCUCGCUCCCAGUUCGCCCUCCGCCAGACCUCCACUACCCUGAUAGUGUCCGAGGUAGAAGUCGGCAUCCGCAUCCACCAUUCGCUAGGCAUCCUCUGGGGUACGGUCGCGCAGAGAGCACCGGCCACCCGUUCACCAGGGAAAUGAUUCCACGAAUGGCGUCCAUGCCAUCUGAUGAGCUCAGAUCUAGCUACAGAUCGCAAUUGUCGAGCUCAACGGCACCCGGGACACUGCGGACUGAGAGGAGUAGCGUUCUAACCAAGAGUAGUUCAAUCACUUCCAUCUCCAUGCCCGUAGAUGAAGCAUUCAGCGUCGACGAUGUCAUGGAUAUAUACGAAGAGGGCUUUCGUGACGACUCUCCGGAACGCCCAGAUGGACACGAUGAACAAGAUGAACAAGAUGACGACUCGCGACCGCCGACAGCAAAGUCCGAACGUAACAGAAGGCGUACUGCUCUAUUGGAAGCAUUUUCGGACUCUUUACCCAUGCGUCGUGGUAAUGCUCCCAACGGAGCUGAAAAUGGAGCUGCCGCCUAUGAGGAGGAUGAGGAUGAACACGAUACCGACCCUGCAGCACAGGCACACAGCACAGACGGUCUGGCAGCAAGCCGGGUUUCCGUAACAGAGUCGACCGACCACUCCGAAGAACGAGAAAAGAACGACUCGAAGCAUGACUCGGGCAAGCUGGUGGAUGAUGUUGAGGGCGAUGAUUUCCCCACAAGGUCGCGACAAACACCUGCGCCACGUACAAGCAUUGAGAACACAGAUGUUACAAGGGAUCGGUAUGGCUUCCGCAAGGAAAACCAAUAUGUUACGCAAGAGCAAUACGAUGCUUGGAACACUAGCUAUUCGGAUUACAUGGACAGGAGACGGCGGAAAUGGCAAGCAUUCAUGAAGGAGAGUGGACUGAUCACUGAUGAUCCCACCCGUUUCCCUCAGCGGAGCGCCAAAACAAAACGCUUUGUGCGGAAGGGGAUUCCACCAGAAUGGCGCGGCGCUGCUUGGUUCUACUAUGCUGGUGGGCCUGCUAUUCUAUCCAAACAUGGAGGAAUUUACAACCAACUCCUGGCCCAGAAGGCCAAGGACAUCGAUACGGAAGCCAUUGAACGAGAUCUUCAUCGCACAUUCCCGGACAAUAUCAAAUUCCGCGCGGCGAAUGCUUCUUCCAUUCCCAAUACCGAGUAUCAUGAGCCUGGCAGCACAGCGACCGAUGCAGACGGCAACCCUGUGCGGCGAGACGAGUCCGAAAUGAUAUCGUCGUUGCGCCGCGUCCUGCAUGCCUUUUCGAUAUACAACCCACGAAUUGGAUAUUGCCAGUCUUUGAACUUUCUAGCUGGCUUACUCCUUCUUUUCACCGAAACAGAGGAGCAUGCAUUCUGGCUACUGAAUAUCAUCACGCGUGUUUAUUUGCCAGGGACUCACGAGACUAGCCUAGAGGGUGCAAACGUCGAUCUCGGCGUGCUGAUGACAUCGGUUCAAGAGACUAUGCCUAAUGUCUGGGCAAAGAUCGGGGGCGAAUUGGACGGUACCGAUACCGUAAAGCCCAAGUCUCGCAGGCAUAGAAGAAACCCUACGAUCCCCACACGACUCCCGCCAGUGACACUUUGCAUGACGGCAUGGUUCAUGAGCUGCUUCAUCGGCACCCUGCCGAUUGAGACAACUCUGCGGGUGUGGGAUGUGUUCUUCUAUGAGGGAUCCAAGACACUAUUUCGCAUUGCGCUUACCAUCUUCAAGCUUGGCGAGAAUGAGAUCAAGAGCGUGGGAGAUCCUAUGGAGAUCUUCCAGGUAGUUCAGGCUAUGCCUCGACGCUUGCUGAAUGCGAAUACGCUUAUGGAAGCAUGCUUUAGGCGCCGGAACGGGUUUGGUCAUAUUAGCCAGGAAACGAUCGAGGAGCGACGCCUGGAGCGUAGGAAAAACGUCAAGCUGGAGAAGGAACGCAUCGCCACCGGACUGACUGAAGAUUCUGCCGAUCUCAAGCACAAAAAUCCUUUGUUUGGGAAAAAGAAGCCUUGA